AUGGCCGCUUCCGAUUCCCUUGGUUCAUCAUGCAGGGUGAUUGUUUUUGAAGAGCAGUUCGCUACUGGUCUUAGGUUUUCUUUAGAUCCAUUUUUGGUAGAAGUUAGGGAUUUAGGAGUUGCCUUAGGGCAGCUCUAUCCUGGUACGAUUAAAGUGGUGUUCGCCUUUGUGGAAGCGUAUAGGCUUCUGGGUCAUGCCCCUUCUCUUAAUGUCCUUUAUUAUUUUGUAGAUUUUAGGAAGUGCGACGGUUGUUUCGUGUUUGCACUUGGUAGGAGAGUGCGAUCCCAUAUUUAUCUUCCUUGUCUAAACAACCGCUGGCGCAAGCGUUUCUUUAUAGUCUAUCAUAUUUUUGCUUUUCUUCAUUUUUCGGAUGGUUUUUCUACUCAUCAAGUCCAAAGCUCUCCAUCUCCUUUAAGUUUAUCUGAAUCGAUCCUUGCUUCUGAUUUAUCAUUCCAUAGUGUCUUUCAACGUCCUAUUUUAGACGUUUUGGUUAAUAGUCAUCUUCGGCAUCGAUGGAUGUCUUCUUCUUCUGACGAUUUCCUUUCCGAAUUUAAAGUAGAUUUGGAUGUUCAAAUGGGCGGUCCCGAAGCCCACAUCGCCGAGCCUAUUCUGGGAGAUGACGCCGAAGUUGCUGUAAUUCCUGCUGGGACAGUGUUGCUUGCUGCUGACGGAGUAAUCGUCAUAGCUAAUGGCGACGCGGUUAAAGAAUCGAUAGGUGAUGAGGCUGUUAUAGCUCCACUUCCCCCUCCAACUCCAUUGGAUAUUCCGGAAGAGGCCAGGGAGGUGAAUUCGGGCGAGUUGAUUGUUAUUGAUUCAGAAGAGAUUUCACCGAGUCAAGAUAUGGUGGAUUCUCCGUAUAGGAAAAGGCGUCGAGUUAAUAAUGACUCUCCUUCGAGGGAGAGUCUUCCUGGAGGUUCUUCUUCUGCUCCCAAUUUGGUGCAGGCAGGGCAGGAGCUCUCCGGUCUUGCUUGUUUUCGCGGUUUUUAUGCUCUCCAGUCUGUUUUGGUGCUGAAUGAUCGCUGCCAGUAUGCUGAGGAGGAGGUCGAGCGUCUUUCUUCUCUCCUGGAAACGUCUGAGUCUGAGAGGGUGAAGUUGAAAGCUUCUUUAGAAGAGCACGAUUCUCUUUUAUCACAGCUCAAGGCACAAGAUGCGAUUAAUGAUCGUCAGGUCAAAGUGAUAGAGAAGAAAACCUAUGACUUGACUCGGGAGAUCGAAGAGCUUAUCCGGAUCAAUACUCUUGUUGGAGAAGAGAGAAAUAAGCUAAGAUCUGAGCAUGAACCAGAGGUUCAAGUUGGUGGGGGUCGUGCAGGCGGAGUUCCGGCCGGCCGAGGCCUAGCCGGCAGAGGUCAGGCUGGCAGAGGUCGGGGAGGCAGAGGUAGGGGACGAGGUGGUGCAGGCAUUCAUCUCGAUCCAUUCGAUUUCACGACGUUUUUGGCUGGGAUCACUGCACUUCAGAAUAAUCAGGUGCAACUGCAGGCAGGACAGAUUGCCAUGCAGAACCAGUAUGCUAUGCUGGGUCAGAUUGUUCAGCAACAGGCACCUCAGGCUGGUGGUAAUGCAGUUGGUGGUGGCGGGACCACUGACAAGGAUUUGGUGUUGGCUUAUGCGAGGCUUAAGUUGACAGAGUUUUCGGGCGAUGGCGAUGCCCUAGACUUUCUGGAGGAAGUUGAGCGAAAUGCUCAGAGGUUGCAGGCUUCGGAUAGGCAGACUGUUAUGUUGGUGGAGAUGUCCUUAAAGGGCUCUGCAAGUGAUUGGUUUCGUAGUGCCAUUCGUGCUGAGAUGGCUACUAUUUCUUGGGAGGAUUUUGUGACUCGGUUCAAGAACUUUUACUUACCUUUUUCAGUGACCGAAGGUCAUAGAGACAGAUUGCUGGUUUUGAAAAGGGGAGAUAGGUCGGUGAACGAGUACACUACUGAAUUUGUGAGGCUGUGUCGUUUUGCCCCAGAACUGCUGACUGAACAGCAAAGGGUGAAUGACAGGUACGUGAAGGGUUUAGGCGCUGAUUUUAUUAGCCUUCUGACUGAGUCGAACAAGGAGUUUUCGGAUGUAGUAGACAGUGCUCGUCGAAUGGAGACUAGUUUACUGCACUUUGGAAAAAUGUCUGAGACCAAAAACGCGAGCGGUGUUGCGCAGGGUAGUGUGCAGCAGGGUGGUAGCAGCAGCUAUCAUUCCAAGUCUUCUCAGUUCAAGAGUAAGAAAGGAGGUGAGCGGAGGGGAUACCAACCGUAUUCCCAUGGUACUAGUUACAGCAGUGGUAGCCGUAGUUCUGGGCAGGGUAGCAGUGGAGCAUCCAGUGUUCCUUUCUGUCAGAACUGUAGGCGCAGGCACUUUGGAGCUUGUGCAGUAGCACCGGGUAGCUGCUAUGCUUGUGGCCAACCGGGCCAUUUCGCGAGAGAGUGUCAGACAUCUGGGCAGCGAGUGUCGUCGGCUAGUUUUGAUGCGGGGGCAACCCAUUCUUUUGUUUCGUCGAGUUUUGCUGCUAAGUUGGGUGUGACACCAUCUAGGUUGUUAGAGCCCUUAUCUGUAUCUACGCCUUUGUCUGACUGUGUUGUGGUGGAUGUGGUGUAUCCUUCUUGUUCUGUGAUUAUUCAUGGUAGGGACCUUAGGGCUGAUUUGAUUGUUCUCGAUGUGUUAUCUUUUGAUGUCAUCUUGGGGAUGGAUUGGCUUUCACGCCAUUUUGCUUCUAUCGACUGUCGAGGGAAGUCGGUAUUGUUCGGGAUUCCUGGUGAGACGCCUUUUUCCUUCCAAGGGGAGAAGACGGAAACACCUAAGAAUCUAAUUUCAGCGAUCAAGGCCAAGCGUAUGAUGGGCAAGGGUUGCCAGGCUUUCUUAGCGGUGGUUCGUGAUUUAGAAGGAGGCUGUGGUGAUGUGCAUAGUGUUCCGAUAGUGAAUGAGUUCACUGAUGUGUUUCCAGAGGAGUUACCUGGAUUACCACCUGAUCGAGACAUUGAGUUCUGUAUCGAUGUUGCUCCUGGAACAGCUCCUAUUUCGAUACCUCCGUAUCGAAUGGCUCCUGCUGAGCUGAAAGAGUUGAAAAAGCAGUUACAGGAAUUACUGGAUUGUGGUUUCAUCAGACCAAGUACUUCCCCGUGGGGUGCUCCGGUGUUGUUUGUCAAGAAGAAGGAUGGGUCUUUUCGGUUGUGUAUUGAUUACAGACAGCUGAACAAAGUUACUAUCAAGAAUAGAUACCCUCUUCCUCGCAUUGAUGAUUUGUUCGAUCAAUUGCAAGGGGCGAAAUGUUUUUCCAAGAUUGACUUGAGAUCCGGAUAUCAUCAACUUCGGAUUCGAGACGUCGAUGUGCCUAAGACUGCUUUCAGAACGCGUUAUGGGCAUUUCGAAUUUCUGGUCAUGUCUUUUGGGUUGACUAACGCACCAGCAGCGUUUAUGGAUAUGAUGAACCGGGUAUUCAAGCCGUUUCUGGAUCAGUUCGUUAUUGUGUUUAUUGAUGACAUAUUGAUUUACUCUCGGAGUGAGGAGGAGCAUGCUUUUCACUUGAGAACAAUACUACAGACUUUGCGUGAGCAUCAACUGUAUGCUAAGUUCUCGAAGUGUGAAUUCUGGCUGGAUCAUGUUACUUUCUUAGGACACGUGGUGUCUAAGGAUGGAAUCAAGGUUGAUCCGAAGAAAAUUGAGGCAGUCAUGGAUUGGCAGAGGCCGAGAUCAGUUACCGAGAUCAGAAGUUUUCUUGGGUUAGCUGGCUACUAUCGUCGGUUCGUGCAAGAUUUCUCCAGAAUAUCUGCACCGAUGACUAAACUGACACAGAAAGGUGUUAAGUUUGAGUGGACUGAUAAGUGUGAGGCGAGCUUCGAGAAGCUCAAAGAGAUUUUAACUACAGCUCCUGUGUUGGCUUUGCCAUCUGGCAUCGAGGGAUUCACCGUGUAUUGUGAUGCUUCUCGUAUCGGUUUGGGUUGUGUUCUGAUGCAACAUGGUAAGGUAAUUGCCUAUGCUUCUCGCCAGCUGAAGAAGCAUGAGGUGAAUUAUCCUACUCAUGAUCUGGAGUUGGCAGCUGUGGUUUUUGCUCUCAAAAUUUGGAGGCAUUAUUUGUACGGUGCGACUUGCGAGAUCUUUACUGAUCAUAAGAGUCUGAAGUACAUCUUUGAUCAGCGGGAGUUGAAUCUAAGGCAGCGGAGAUGGUUGGAGUUACUGAAAGACUACGAUUGUUCUAUUCAGUACCAUCCGGGUAAGGCUAAUGUGGUAGCCGAUGCUUUGAGUCGCAAAUCUUCGGGCAGUUUGGCCCAUAUUUCUGAGGUUGGGCGGAGACCCAUGGUUCGUGAGUGGCAUAGUCUGUUAACUUCGGGAUACCGAUUUCAGGUUUCGCAGAAAGGUUGUUUGUUGGCACAGUUGCAAGUGCAACCAGUUUUGAUUGAUAGGAUCAAAGCUUCACAAGCUGAGGAUCCACAAUUGAAACGGAUUUUGGAUGAGAUCCAUCUGAAUGGAAAUUCCGAGUUUGUUCUGGCGGAUGGAAUUCUCAGGUACGGUCCUCGACUGUGUGUUCCAGAUUCGGAUGGUUUGAGAGACCAGAUUCUGGAGGAAGCGCACAAGUCAGCUUACAGUGUUCAUCCGGGUUCUACCAAGAUGUAUCAUGAUCUCAAAGGUACGUACUGGUGGAGCGGUAUGAAAAAGGAUGUUGCAGAGUUUGUGUCUAAGUGUUUGACUUGCCAGCAAGUAAAGUUAGAACAUCAGAGACCGUUUGGAUAUCUGCAACCGCUACCUAUUCCAGAGUGGAAAUGGGAGCGGAUCGCUAUGGAUUUUGUGGUUGGUUUACCACGUACCCGGCAGGGGUAUGAUUCGAUUUGGGUGAUAGUUGACCGUUUGACCAAGUCAGCUCACUUCUUACCGAUCAAGGUUUCAUAUCAGGCUUCGAAGUUGGCACAAUUGUACAUCGAUCGGAUUGUUAGUCUCCAUGGUGUACCAGUGUCGAUAGUUUCGGACAGAGGUUCAGUUUUCACCUCUCGAUUUUGGAAGGCGAUGCAGGAAUCUUUGGGCACGAGGUUGGAUUUCAGUACUGCAUUUCAUCCUCAGACUGACGGUCAGUCUGAGAGGACGAUUCAGACUUUGGAGGAUAUGCUCAGAAUGUGUGUUCUGGAUUUUCAGGGUAGCUGGGAUACUCAUUUGCCUUUGAUUGAGUUUUCCUAUAAUAACAGUUACCACGCUAGUAUCGAGAUGGCACCAUAUGAGGCAUUGUAUGGGCGCAAGUGUCGAUCUCCUAUUUGUUGGGAAGAGGUCGGCGAGCGUAAACUUUCUGGAGCUGAGAUCAUCCAGAUUACCUCUGAGAAGGUACCUUUGAUCAAGCGUAGGCUUGAGACUGCUUUCAGUCGGCACAAAAGUUAUGCUGAUCUUAAGCGGAAGGAUUUCGAGUUUCAAGUUGGCGAUUUUGUGUUUCUUCGAGUUUCGCCUAUGAAGGGCGUUGUGCGUUUUGGUGUUAAGGGAAAGUUGGCACCGAGGUUCGUUGGUCCUUAUGAGAUCAUAGAGAGAGUUGGAGCAGUUGCUUAUUGUUUGGCUUUGCCGCCAGAUAUGUCGUUGGUGCAUCCGGUAUUCCAUAUCUCAAUGUUGCGGAAGUGCGUUUCGGAUCCUUCGCAAGUGAUAGUACCACAGAGUGUCGAGAUUGACCAAGAGCUGUCUUAUGAGGAACAGCCUGUCGAAAUUGUUGAUACGCAAGUGCGUAAGUUGCGGAACAAGGAGAUUCCGAUGGUCAAGGUUCUGUGGCGAAAUCACUCGGUCGAAGAAUGCACUUGGGAGACGGAGUCCGAUAUGCGUGAUCGUUAUCCUUUCCUUUUUCUUUGA
This is a messenger RNA of Mercurialis annua (annual mercury), 5784 nucleotides long. RefSeq lists its product as uncharacterized. The record is from RefSeq and is a predicted model, not a curated record. Gene Ontology annotation, biological process: DNA integration. Gene Ontology annotation, molecular function: zinc ion binding; nucleic acid binding. NCBI's taxonomy places the organism in Eukaryota, Viridiplantae, Streptophyta, Magnoliopsida, Malpighiales, Euphorbiaceae. The transcript has 6 exons. Bases 1 to 5784 code for a protein of 1927 amino acids.